UGUGUGAGCGCGGUCUGUAUCUGUGUAUGUCGUGUGCAUGGUAGCAGUACCACGUUCCAUCGUUCCACGUGCUGUAACAUUUCGUACAAUUGACAAAUAUUUAUGAUUAUUGCUGCUUGCAAUAAACACAAUUAAGAUGGCAACUGAAAGGAAGGGCACCUUUAAAGUUGAGUAUCUUCAAGAAAUUGAGAAAAACAUACAAGCGAAAUGGGACUCCGUAAAGAUACACGAAGUGGAUGCACCAUCUCAAGAUAAAAGCUCACCAGAUGAAAAGUUUUUGGCAACUUUUCCAUAUCCUUACAUGAAUGGACGUCUUCAUCUCGGUCAUGCGUUCUCAUUAUCAAAGUGUGAGUUUGCUACCAGAUACAAUCGCCUUUUGGGAAAGAAAGUGCUCUUCCCCUUUGGAUUUCACUGCACGGGUAUGCCUAUUAAAGCAUGCGCUGAUAAAUUAAGAAGAGAUAUGGCAACAUAUGGUUAUCCACCUAAGUUUCCUGAAGAAAUGGAGAUAGUGGAAGAAAAAGAGGAUAAUGUACUAAAGGAUAAGAGCAAAGGAAAGAAGAGUAAGGCAGUUGCUAAGGCUGGCGCAGCUAAACAUCAGUGGCAAAUUAUGCAAUCUCUUGGCUUGCAAGAUGAGGAAAUCAAGAAUUUUACUGACGCUGCAUAUUGGUUGGAUUACUUUCCACCACUUGCUGUACAAGACUUAAAAUCUAUCGGUCUUCAUGUGGAUUGGCGAAGAACAUUUAUUACGACAGAUGCAAAUCCGUUUUAUGACUCUUUUGUACGCUGGCAAUUCUAUCAUUUGAAAUCACGGAAAAAAAUCAAGUAUGGAAAGAGAUACACUAUUUAUUCACCAAAAGACGGUCAACCUUGCAUGGAUCAUGAUAGAUCCACUGGUGAAGGUGCUGGACCACAGGAAUAUACAUUGAUUAAAAUGAAAGUUCGAUGUCCUGAGAAAAUAAAGAUGCUACCUUGCAAGAAUAAAGUUCAUAAAGGUUAUAAACCAGUUUAUCUCGUAGCUGCAACUUUGAGACCGGAGACAAUGUACGGUCAAACAAAUUGUUGGAUUCAUCCAGACAUGAACUACAUAGCGUAUACUUUAGCAUGCGGGGAUGUAUAUAUUUCUACAGAACGUGCGGCCAGAAAUAUGUCUUAUCAAGGUUUCUUCAAAGAAGAGGGAAAAAUAGACAUUAUUCAAAGACUCACGGGCAAAGACUUGUUGGGACUCGAAUUGGAAGCACCUCUGACAUCUAAUAAGGUGAUUUAUGCAUUGCCUAUGUUGACGAUAAAAGAAGAUAAGGGCACUGGUAUUGUAACUUCCGUUCCUAGUGAUUCUCCCGACGAUUAUGCCGCAUUGGUGGAUCUGAAAAAGAAACAGCCACUUCGAGAAAAAUAUAGAAUCGCCGAUGAGAUGGUGUUGCCAUAUGAUCCAAUCCCGAUCAUCGAAGUUCCAGAACUUGGCAAUUUAGUAGCAGUGACAUUAUAUGAUCAGUUGAAGAUUCAAUCUCAAAAUGAUAAAGUUAAACUCGCAGAAGCAAAGGAAAUAGCAUAUCUGAAAGGAUUUUACGAUGGUGUACUAUUAAUAGGUCCAUAUAAGGGGAAAAAGAUACAAGAUAUAAAGAAAUUAGUUCAGAAAGAGAUGAUUGACAGCGGCGAAGCAGUGAUUUAUUAUGAACCAGAAAAAACUAUCAUUUCAAGAUCAAAUGAUGAAUGCGUAGUGGCUUUAUGUAAUCAAUGGUAUUUGGAUUAUGGUGAAGAAAAUUGGAAGAGGGAGACUCUUGAGGCAUUAAAGAAUCUCGAUACUUUUCACGACGAAGUUAGAAAGAAUUUCCUGGCCAGUUUUGACUGGUUACAUGAGCACGCAUGUUCCAGGACGUAUGGACUUGGCACUAAAUUACCAUGGGACGAAAGUUGGUUGAUAGAAUCUCUGUCAGAUUCUACUAUUUACAUGGCUUAUUAUACAAUAGCGCAUUUUUUGCAAGGAGGAACUUUUAAGGGAGAUGUACCUAAUGCAUAUGGAAUAAAGGCUUGUGAUAUGACUCCGGAAGUAUGGGAUUAUAUUUUCUUCAAAGACGCUAAACUGCCUUUGCAUAAAAUAAAUAUAAAGAGAGCAGUUCUAGAUAGUAUGAGGCAUGAAUUUCAGUAUUGGUAUCCUGUGGAUUUGAGAGUAUCAGGAAAGGAUCUGAUACAAAAUCAUCUUACAUAUUUCCUUUAUAAUCAUACAGCCAUAUGGCCAAACCAACCUGAAUUGUGGCCGCGAGGAAUAAGAGCAAAUGGUCAUCUGCUUCUCAACUCGGCAAAGAUGUCUAAGUCAGAGGGCAACUUCUUAACGCUUGCCGAAGCUGUAGAAAAAUUCUCGGCUGACGGAACGCGUCUCUGUCUCGCUGAUUCUGGUGAUUCGAUAGAGGACGCUAAUUUCAUUGAAAGCUCAGCCGACGCGGGAAUUCUUAGACUGUAUACCUUUAUAGAAUGGGUCAAAGAUGUACUGAAUACGAAAUAUCAGUAUCGUUACAAUAAGCUGCAAGACUUUCACGAUAAUGUCUUUCAAAGCGAAAUAAAUUUGAAAAUACGAGAAACUGGCGAAAAUUAUUCGAAGAUGCUUUACAAGGAAGCAUUGAGGACGGGAUUUUACGAACUUCAAACUGCUAGAGAUAAAUAUUUGCAAUUAAGUCCAAUGAUUAAUUUGAAUCUAAUUAAGAAGUACAUAGAGAUUCAAGUGAUUCUUUUAGCUCCCAUUUGUCCACAUAUUUGCGAAUAUAUAUGGGGAGAUUUACUUAAGAAGCAUGGCAGUAUAUCAAAUGCAAGAUGGCCUGCGGUAGGAGAAAUAAACGAAAUUUUAAUAAAAUCAUCUCAGUAUCUAAUGGAUGCUGCUCAUACAUUCAGAAUUCUUCUAAAAAAUUACAUGACACCGAAAAAGUCUAAGGCAAAGGACGACACUGCCAGUGUAGAGAAACCUAGGCAAGGGAUUAUCUGGGUAGCUAAGACUUAUCCUCCUUGGCAAAGUGUCAUUCUUACGACGAUGAGAGAAAUGUACUCUAAAAAUGGAAAUAAGUUACCAGACAAUAAAGCACUCUCCACAACGUUCGCCGGCAAAGCAGAGUUGAAAAAAUAUAUGAAAAGAGUAAUGCCUUUCGUGCAGCUUGUGAAGGAGAAGGUGGAGACUGUUGGUCUCAGUGCGCUGAAUUUGACUCUUGAUUUUAACGAAUUCGAUGUACUCGAGAACAACAAAGAGUAUCUCCAAAGUACAUUAGGCCUUGAUGAUAUUAUCAUUAAAUAUACGGACGAAGCUCCAGAAAAGACGAAAGAAGAAUGCUGUCCAGGUGCUCCCUACAUGAACUUUUCUUCAAAGCCCGUAGUUUCAAUAUGUCUUGUUAAUCCGCAAUGUUGUAGCAAUUUACUUGAACUGCCUAUGAAAAUUUCAACCGUAACAGCUGCAGAUAUUGCGUCCCAUGUCGUAAAACAGAAUCGUGCACACAUAAAAGAUCCUGCUUCAAUCGUGUUAUAUCGGUAUGACGAUCCGAAUCUGGGACCUAGAAUUAAACCAGUAGCAAGAAACAUUUUAAAUGGAAAAAUUGAGAUUCCAUCAGAUUCUGUAUUUAAUGUAAAUACAGAAACAGAAAGCGUCGAAGUCAGCAUUGCAGAUUGCACGUAUCCAAUAGGGAAAUAUUUAAUAUAUAUCGAUAAAUCUCUGGAAAAAUAAACAGUCGAUUUGAUCCAAGC
Wasmannia auropunctata (little fire ant) is the source of this 3717-nucleotide messenger RNA. RefSeq names its product leucine--tRNA ligase, cytoplasmic (gene LeuRS). The transcript is spliced from 16 exons. Gene Ontology annotation, biological process: leucyl-tRNA aminoacylation. The coding region runs from base 137 to 3697 and encodes 1186 amino acids. NCBI's taxonomy places the organism in Eukaryota, Metazoa, Arthropoda, Insecta, Hymenoptera, Formicidae. Gene Ontology annotation, molecular function: ATP binding; leucine-tRNA ligase activity; aminoacyl-tRNA deacylase activity. The record is from RefSeq and is a predicted model, not a curated record.